This is a messenger RNA of Prorocentrum cordatum, 612 nucleotides long. Lineage: Eukaryota; Dinophyceae; Prorocentrales; Prorocentraceae. The record is from the annotation of a GenBank genome assembly.
AUGGACGAGCCUGAGGCGGCCGACACCGACGGCGGGGCGCGGUACCUCGCCCAUCUCCGGCGGCCGCUCUCCCCCCCCACGCAGACGGCCCAUGCGGAGACGGAGGCCGUGAGGCUCGCGCGCCUCAGGCUCGAGGGCGCGCGACAGCCGGCGCCGAGGCCUGGCAGCCGGACCUCGCAGCGCCAGCGGCGUCCGCAGGCCGCGGCCGUGCGCCCAGGCGCCUGCCUGGGCGCCUGGCUCGGCGCCGCCGCGACGGAGCAGCGCAGGGCCCCCGCCGAGGGCGCGCCCGCCUCGAGCGGGAGAGCGAGCCCGUCGCGGCGGCCGCCGAGCAGGGCGGCGCAGGGCGCCGCGGGCGCCGCCGCGACAGCCGCUCGCCCGCCGUCGGGCCGCGCCCUCCGCGGCCCUCACAUGCUGCCGGCGGGCCGCGAGCGCGUAGCGCUGCAGGUGCGCCCGAGCCGGCAGAGGUGGCCAGUGCGGGCCGCGACGCCCGAGGGCGGGCGGCAGCCGCCGGGCGGCGCCGAGAGGUGCGCCACGCCGCGCCUGGUCGGCGGCAGCCCGCAGAGGCCUUCGGUCUGGUGGAGGGCCAAGCUGCAGGAGGCAGCAGCCACGUAG